Messenger RNA from Sphaerulina musiva SO2202, 345 nucleotides. RefSeq lists its product as uncharacterized. The annotation marks the transcript as partial. The record is from RefSeq and is a predicted model, not a curated record. Lineage: Eukaryota; Fungi; Ascomycota; Dothideomycetes; Mycosphaerellales; Mycosphaerellaceae. The transcript has a single exon.
CUCCCUACCGUGCCUCCCCCUACCUCGCGCGACCCACUGUUUGAACGCCGCCCUGAUGAUGAUGAUGAUGAUGAUGGACCACCGAGAAAUAACUACGACGCGCAAAUUCGCGCUCAUGGAAUUUUAAUCGAAGAGUGGAGAAGCUUUGAAAAAGAGGACGUGGGGAAAUGGGAAAAGAGGUUUGAGAGGUUUGAGAGGACGGUGGAGGGGUUGAAGGAGAGGGAGUUGGAGCCGGAGAAGGCGGUGGGAGAGGUGGAGCAUGAGUUUAUUGGAUUGGAUAAUGCGGUGGAGAAUUUGAGGGCGUUGAAGGGGGAGUUGGAUCGGGUGAGGGAGGAGGUGGAGUUG